UAAGUGUUGCAAACACAUUCAAUUGGUAUACGAUUGUUUAGUAAGAUUAAAAUAUAAAUUUAAUAUAUAGUAUACAUCAUGGAAAUCAACUCAGAUAUACCACAAAUUCCAAACUAUAAGUUAUCAGAAAAGCAAUUUCUUUUAACCACCAAUCUUGAUUCUCGCCACCGUCAGGAAAUCAUACAAGAAUUAAUUGAAUUAAUAAAGGAAGAUGAUGCAGCACCAUAUUAUAAAUAUUUAAGUACUGUCAUUCAUGAUUUUCCAUAUGAUGAAGAAUUAUAUAAAUCAUUGGCAUCUAAGAAUGAUGAAGAAAGUGGGAAACUAAAGCUGAAAUUAAAAGAAGCAGAAGGUGAUGAAGAAACUGAAGUGGAUAUAUUAGCAACUACUAUAAAGUUGGCAGAAUAUUAUACUAAAAUCAUUGAUAGAAAGAAUGCCACUGAAACAUUAAAGAAAUCUUUAGAGUUGACUCAAAGUACAGGAUCUAAAAUUGAUCUUUUGUUAACUUUAACUAGAAUUGAAUUUUUCUUUAAUGACUACCCAUUAGUAUCAAAAUACUUGGAUCAAAUCAAAAGUUUAAUAGACAAAGGUGGUGAUUGGGAACGUCGUAAUCGUUUUAAGACUUACAAUGGUAUCUAUUUAUUGGCUACUAGAAAUUUUAGUGAAGCAGCAAAAUUAUUAAUUGAUUCUUUAGCAACAUUCACAUCAUCUGAACUUUGUAGCUAUCAACAAGUAGCUCAAUAUGCUAUUGUAUCUGGUGUAUUAUCAUUGAAUAGAGUAGACUUGAAAGCUAAAAUUAUAGAUUCUCCUGAAAUAUUGUCUAUUUACUCAUCAGCUCCAACCUUGGAACCUUUACUUAAUUUGACAAAUUCAUUAUACACUUGUCUGUAUUCUUACUUCUUCCAAUUCCUUUUGGAAUCUUAUGAUAACUUAUUACUUCCAAACAAGUAUUUACAUCAACAUGCUAAUUAUAUCUUGAGAGAAAUGAGAUGUAAAGCCUAUGGUCAAUUAUUAGAAAGUUAUAAAUCAUUGUCUUUGAAGUCUAUGGCUCAAAACUUUAAUAUUAGUGAAGAAUUUUUAGAUCAAGACUUAUGCAAAUUUAUUCCUAACAAAAAAUUAAAUUGUACCAUUGAUAAAGUCAAUGGAAUAAUUGAAACCAAUAGACCUGACAAUAAGAAUAAUCAAUAUCACUUACUCAUUAAACAAGGUGAUAAUUUGCUUACUAAGUUACAAAAGUAUGGUGCUGCAGUUAAAUUAAGUGGUGCUGAAAGAGUUGCAUGAGUAGUUUGUAUAGAAUUAUAUAAGCAUAAUAAAAACAUUAAUGAAAUAAAUCAAUUAGUA
Molecule: messenger RNA, 1338 nt
Organism: Scheffersomyces amazonensis
Lineage: Eukaryota; Fungi; Ascomycota; Pichiomycetes; Serinales; Debaryomycetaceae
Gene: RPN7
Product: proteasome regulatory particle lid subunit
Exons: 1
Coding region: 79-1278 (399 amino acids)
Biological process (GO): proteasome-mediated ubiquitin-dependent protein catabolic process
Cellular component (GO): proteasome regulatory particle
Source: RefSeq, a predicted model, not a curated record